GCCACUUUUUUUUUCCCUUCUUCUUUGUAUAAUUCAAUUUUAAUUUUCUUGAAAAACUCCAAUUUGCAGAAGAGUUUCUUUGUACUUAUGAACAGUCGAUGAACAUGAGUUCUACAUCAACUCAAUUUGCCCCCACAAGAAGGAUGGGCAUAUUCGAACCGUUCCACCAUAUGAGUACGUGGGAAGACGCGUUUAGAGGUGACAUUAUGCCCAGUGUUGGUGCGUGUAUGGUCACACCGGCAAAUGACAGGGCAGAUGACAAGUCGGGAUAUACUUCUAGUGACCAACUUAUACCCUCUGGCUCUGAGGAUAAUCAAGCAGGAAAGAGUGUUUCAGACAAGGUACAACGGCGUCUAGCACAGAAUCGUGAAGCUGCACGUAAAAGCCGUAUGAGGAAAAAGGCUUAUGUUCAGCAGCUCGAAAAAAGCAAUUUGAAGCUAGCACAACUUGAAAUGGAACUUGAGAGAGCUCGACAGCAGGGACUGUACAUUUUAGGUUCAAAUGGUAAUAUGGGGCUAAGUUCAACAAUUAAUCCAGGAAUAGCUGCAUUUGAAAUGGAAUAUAGUCUCUGGGUUGAAGAGCAGCAAAAAAAGAACGUAGAGUUGAGGAACAUAUUGCAAUCCCAUGUAAGCGAAAUAGAGCUCCAGUUGCUGGUAGAAACCGUCUUAAACCACUACUACAAUCUCUUCCGAAUGAAAGCUGAUGCUGCAAAAGCUGAUGUGUUUUACUUGAUAUCUGGGAUGUGGAGAACUUCGGUGGAACGCUUUUUCCUCUGGAUUGGAGGAUUCAAGCCAUCUGAACUCAUAAAUAUCGUGAUGCCACAACUUGAGCCAUUGUCAGAUCAGCAGAUCGUGAAAAUCUGUAAUCUGCGACACUGUUGUCAGCAAGCCGAGGAUGCUCUCACUCAGGGAAUGGAUAAACUUCAGCAGACUCUGGCACAGAACAUCCUAACUAUGACCACUGGAAUGGGAAGUUACAGUUCUCAGAUGGUUUCUAGUAUGGAAAAGUUAGAAGCACUCGAGGGUUUCGUUAACCAGGCAGAUCACCUUAGACAGCAAACACUUCAACAAUUGUCACUUGUCCUGACUACACGCCAAUCAGCCAGGGGGUUACUCUCGUUUGGGGAGUAUCUUCAACGUCUUCGUGCUCUAAGUUCUCUUUGGGCUGCUCGUCCUCGUGAACCUACCUAGCCUUUUACGAGCAAAGCAGACGACGAUAACUAAGUUUCCUCGAAUGUAGCUGUUAACUACG
Messenger RNA from Solanum verrucosum, 1251 nucleotides. RefSeq names its product transcription factor TGA7. The record is from RefSeq and is a predicted model, not a curated record. The transcript has 9 exons. Gene Ontology annotation, biological process: regulation of DNA-templated transcription; DNA-templated transcription. The coding region runs from base 99 to 1190 and encodes 363 amino acids. Gene Ontology annotation, molecular function: DNA-binding transcription factor activity; sequence-specific DNA binding. Lineage: Eukaryota; Viridiplantae; Streptophyta; Magnoliopsida; Solanales; Solanaceae.